GUGGUCUGAAGUAGACGCUCUUGUAGUAUAAGGGCGUGGCGGGUUUUGAUCCUGCUUUCUGUGGUUUUAGUGAAAUCGACUGUGCGAAAUGGGUUUUAAAUUAAUACUAGUAGCUGCCUUCCUCGUCGGUUGUGCGACAGCACAGAAUUAUCGCAUCUGCAUACCGACCACCAGCACUCAAAUAUGCCAAAACUUAGACAACAUUGGCAGCCAAGUGAUUUGCGAAAGAGUAGAAACGAAGGUAGACUGCGCCAUAAAAAUAGCACGAGGAGCAGCUGAUAUUGGAAUUUUCUCUGAGGAGGAAAUAGUGCUGCUCGGCCACCAACAGCCUAGUGAACACCGGGUGGUGGCUUCCAUCAGAGAUGUCUCUAGACCAGAGCCCUUCGCCUUUGAAGCGGUAGCGGUGGUGCCUUUCAACCACACUGGUGGUCUUGAAGGGCUCCGUGGUGGUAAAUAUUGCCACCCUGGCUUCGAUCAAAAUGAACAACGCUGGUCGCCACGUGUCUUAAAGGCUUUUGAAUUGGCGGUCGCACGCACUGACCGUUGCCCAGAUAGUAGCACAGAUAGAAAGACAGCGGAAGAGCUGGAAGUGGAUACAUUGAGCAAAUUCUUUACCAGUGCUUGUCGCCCUGGACCCUGGAGCGCAAACACCACAGUCGAUAAUGACCUCAGAAAUCGCUAUCCAAGUCUCUGCUCGCUCUGCGGUGAGAAUGCCAACUGCUCCAGAUACACCCUGGACAUGGGAGUCACGGUGGCUGGCAUCCAGAACACCAACAGGCACAUCCAAGCGCUGGAGUGUCUCCGCAGCAACAACAACGGCACCGUCGCCUACGUCGCUUGGCAACACGUCCGAGAAUUCUUCACUAUUCGCAAUCCCCAAGACGCGACGUCGUUUGCUUUGAUCUGCGAGGAUGGUUCUCUGAGAGUCCUCACUACAGAAGUCUUGACUUCCGCUACAGCGCCUUGUUCCUUCGUCAAGCAACCCUGGAGUACCAUAGUGGCUUCCAGUUCAACCGCAGCAGCAGUCCAAGCCAGUAUGCGGGAAUGGUGGCCGAACGGUGCGAACCCUGGAGGCAACUCUUGGCAGUCGGUUCUGUUUAACGCCGUCAUCGGUGGUGCAAAUGCGCGCCUUACAUUUGAAGAUGGAAUUCCCACAACCCAGAACUACACAUCAAACGUUCGGAACUUCACAACAAUCACCGGUUCUUCGUCAUGCAUCCCGGCUCGUCGCUGGUGUACCAUCUCCGCUCAGGAGCACAACAAGUGCACUUGGAUCCGUAGCGCCGCAUACACGCUGGGCAUCGAACCCGCUAUAUCCUGCCAACAGAGGAGCAACAUCUUCGAAUGUCUGACCGAUAUCAGAGAUAACACCGCUGAUUUCACCGUCACUCCCUCUAAUUAUGGCUAUUUGUCCAGACAACACUACAGGCUCUCGUCAGUGAAGUUGGUACAGAACUCCCGCAGCAACCCGCUGGCAUUCACUCGCGUCGCCGCCUUGCUGCGCGAAAGCAGCACGCAGUCGAUCACACGGUUCGAAAACUUAAGAGGGAAGAAGGCUUGCUUCCCUGAGUUUGGAGGAAUUUCGUACGUGGCCUUCGUGCGCGCGGCCCACGAGCGCGGCGUCAUCAGCAGCUCCGAGUGCGACUACGGCCGCGCCGUCGGCGAGUUCCUCGACAGCGCAUGCGCGCCAGGCGCACUCGACAACUCGCACGCCCUCACCGAGUCCAACUACAACGCCACCAAUUUGUGCAGCUUAUGCAAAUCAUCAGUAUCAGUAGCCGGCGGUAACGAUUUCACGUGCGCCUACGAUGAAACAAACAUGUUCUACGGCAAUAAUGGCUCGAUACUGUGUCUGGCUGAUCCGAACUCAGACAUCGCUUUUGUGGAGCUGCAGAAUAUUGAGUCUCACCUGCGCACAGCUGGCUUGCAACAAACGGACGUACGAAUGCUCUGUCGUAACAACACACUUGCGGCGAGCACUGGAGUGACCGUCGACCAGAACUGUCUCCUUGCCUACGUGGUCGACUCCGAGGUGCUGGCUAGACGCAACGACCCUCUCUUGAACAGCCUCAACACGAUGCUGGACAGUCUUGAAAUGCACUUUGGAUACAGUGCGGCUAAUGGCGCUCAACUAAUCAACCUGGAAAUGUACUCUCCAUUUGAUGGGAUCAGCGACCUGCUCUUCAAAGAUACCGCCAUCGGCCUAUCAGAGCCGUCCAGCGAAUCAACUAGCGAACCAAUAAAGAACUAUAAUGAACUAUUCCAGCACCUGGAGUCUUGUACAGGAUCAGCUGCUCCCCUACCAGGGCUUGCGACGAGGAGCUUCGUCUCAUUCAUCACCCUGAUCGUGACCUCUCUUGUCGUACGUUUCGUUAUGAAUUAAGCGCUUUCGAACUGCUUGGUGCCUUGAAAAAUUAAAAACACAGAUAAUAUACGUUUUAAAACACAUGUAAUUUUUUAGAUUAAAAAAAAAAAACCACUUCAGUUAAUGAUAUUAUUCCAUUAUCUGUAUUUACAUGACAUUUAUUUUUUUCAAACAAGGCAUAUUAGCAACUUUUUUUAUUAGCUAGAUUAUAUACAAUUUUGUAAGUAAGUUUAGUACAUGUAUAUUAUAUAACUGUUUUAUGUAAUGUUGAAAGAGUGAAGCAAAAUAUGUUAGAGUAGAUUAUUGACAAUCAAGGACGUAAGGUGCGUUACCCUUGCCUUAUCAAAAUGGUAAGAAUUAAACCAAAAAAUAUUUGCUGUCUGUAAUAUGUAUUUUUUACUAUUUUAUUACUUAUGUUUUUAGAGUAGUCAUGAAAUUUAUUACAUACAUAUAUUUCAAUUAAACAAAUAUUUUUCCGAAGUGUAGUAAGCAGUGGUUGUUUGGUGCAAUACCUUUGCCUUUUCCAAUAAAAAAUAAUUAAAUUAUGAUAUUAUUUUUCUACAUUUAUUCAUCGAAAAUGUAAAUGCAUUUUAUAUUUAAAAUAUUUACAAAAAAAUACAUUUGUAAGUGUGAUUGUUUGUAAUUCCAAAUUAAAUUAAAAACCGAAAUUUAGUUUACAACUGCCAAGUGAUUUUGAAUCGUCAAGCGUUACCACCGAACUAUAAAGCCCAGCAAGCACAGACAUGACAAUGCUAUUAAAAAUAAAAAUAAAUUAAACUUUAAACAAUCCUUUUUAUAUUUAAUAACAAUAAACAUUUUUAGCAAAUAAUAAAUUGUAUAAUUAUAAUAAUUUUUAUUUAUGGUAUCGAAGAACGGCUACGCUACAACAAUUUAGACAUCCGUACUCGACGGCGGUUUAUCGCAGUCUGGCGUUUUCAAAGCUAUGCGUCUGCAAAAUUAGUAUUCUACAAAAUCCAUUGCAAAAAGUAUAUAUAUAUUGGAUAUAAUUUCGGUUCAUACAAGGGCACGCAUUGCAUGUGUUAGAGUGGUUUGAAAUAAAAUACGUUUUUUUUAAAUAAA
Messenger RNA from Vanessa tameamea, 3445 nucleotides. Its product is annotated as transferrin-like. Gene Ontology annotation, cellular component: early endosome; recycling endosome; plasma membrane. Bases 89 to 2383 code for a protein of 764 amino acids. The record is from RefSeq and is a predicted model, not a curated record. Lineage: Eukaryota; Metazoa; Arthropoda; Insecta; Lepidoptera; Nymphalidae. The transcript has 15 exons. Gene Ontology annotation, biological process: iron ion transport.